Molecule: messenger RNA, 1446 nt
Organism: Rubroshorea leprosula
Lineage: Eukaryota; Viridiplantae; Streptophyta; Magnoliopsida; Malvales; Dipterocarpaceae
Source: the annotation of a GenBank genome assembly
AAAACUUCAACGGGGAGAUCUGUCGUUAUAGUUCUCUGCCACGAAGAACACAAUCUUUUCGUCUACUCUUCACUGAGCAUAAGCCCUAAAAUCCCCCUUCUUCCAAUCCACCAUCAUCCCCUUAAACCCUUGCUUGAACGCUUCUUUCUCCACAAUUCCUCAACUAUUUUUUGCAAAUAUUAUUUAUUGAUUGAUUGAAUUCUAGUAUUCACUUCCUGUUUGUGCUGUGUGAGAUCAUUAUUCACCAUGGAUAUCAAGCAAAAACAAGCAGAGCUAAUCGAUCACUUCGCUCAAGCGAGCCUCCGCCGGUAAAGGUUCAGCCCUAGGGUCCGUCAUCGCCGUAGCCACAUCGCAUCCUUCUCUCUUUGCUUUCUCCGAGAUUCCUGCCGUCUCAACCGUCGCUGAGCUUCCAGGAACGGAACAUUCUGUUUAUGUGGACAUGCUUCGUUUGUUUGCACAUGGCACGUGGAGCGAUUACAAGAAUAAUGCUGGACGUCUUCUUCAACUAGCUCCAGAUCAAGUCCUCAAGUUAAAGCAACUUACUGUACUUACACUUGCUGAGACAAACAAGGUGUGCUACCCUGAUUUUAUUCCUUUUUUACAAUCAUUUGCAUUUCCAUUUGGAAUUCUAUCGUCCUUUUUAGUUGCUUCAGAAGCCAUCAAGAGCUUUAUGAAUAUUGUCCAUGUGAUAUCUGUUAAGAAACUGUGGAGCUCAAGAUUAAAAAGCGAACUGAAACUGUAUCAAAGGAGCUUGAGAAGAAGGCUUCAGCCCUUCAGACCAUGGAAAGGAAAUUCUACCACUCAUACUCUAUGGUAGGUAUCAGUGUUCCUGAUACUGCACCUGAUAAUGGACAGGUUUUAGAGCCCAAGAACCUCUUGCAGAUAAGAAAUCAGAGCUUGCAGCCUGCCAAAGGUGGGUGGAAGACAAAAUGCUGAAGCGUUCCAAGGCAUUUGAGGUAAUGGGAGCAAUGACACUGAAUAAUCUCCAAACAGGCUUGCCAGGGGUUUUCUGAGCAUUAACCAGUUUCUCUGUCUUAUUUACUGAGGCACUUGACACAAUUUGCACCCGUUCCUAUGCUAUAAAAUAGAUGGAUAAUUCUUUAUUCUGGUUUUAUUUUUGAGGCACGUCAAAGAUUCAUCAGAGCUGGGAUUUUUUUGACUGUGAGCUCUUAUAGGUGCUGGAUUAUUGAUCUGAGAGCUAGGCUGUCUAUGCUGAAGUAUAUGAGACAAACUGCUAAUGUGUUUAAUUUAGGUGAGAUGCCUCCUUCAUGUGAAUAAUGAAAAUGAUGAUUCAGGAACAGCAGCUAACUUUGGUGCACUUUCAGCUCCUAUUUUGCUCCACCAAAAUCGUGUCUGUUCAUCUGACUGCUUCUCUUUUGUUUCGAGUUCUUGUUGGAAAAUUCAUUUCCAUGCCCUCUCUCCAUAGAAUCAAUCUUCAUUUAUUUU